Molecule: messenger RNA, 26697 nt
Organism: Podarcis lilfordi (Lilford's wall lizard)
Lineage: Eukaryota; Metazoa; Chordata; Lepidosauria; Squamata; Lacertidae
Source: the annotation of a GenBank genome assembly
CAGGAGGGCGCUCAGGUGCCAAGGUCGGCUGCCAGGUGCCCCGGAGCCUUUAUAAAGCCUCGGAGGCGAGAUCGAGAGUUCCUUUCGGCCCCAGGCAGGCAGCGUCCCCCAUCAUCAUGUGGAGGGAGAUUCUGGCGCACAGGAACUACCUGAUCGUCCUGCUGACCCCCUUUCUCUUUCUCCCCCUGCCCCUGGUCCUACCUUACAAGGUAAGUUGCUCUCUGGGUCCUGUGCCCCUCGCCAUGGAAAAGGAGAGUUGUCGGGGAUUCACAGAAUCCUAGAAUUGUAGAGCUGGGUGGGUCCCCGAGGGUCAUCUAUCCCAACCCCCAGCAAUGCAGGAAUCUCAAGCAUCCAUGACAGAGGGCCACCUGUCACCCAAGAAAGGAGAUUCCCUUGCCCUGUCCCAGCGGCUGCAGGAUCCAAGCAAUGAAGCCAUCAGGACACAAUUUUCUUUUAUGGGCAGUGCUUAGGGUGAAGGAUCAGCUGUUGAGCUGCAUAGGGUUUCACUCCCAGAGGAAAAGUGGGGGGCAGAGGUUGUGACACCACAGUCCCUUUGCAGAGGGAACCCCCCCCCAUCUUCCAGGCGGUCCCCAAAGACGGCAAUAACAAUAGAGAGAGAACACCAUGUCCCAAAGAAGCAAUGUUUCCUUUGCCAUUUCUGGAACACGCUGAAGAGGCGAGCCACCUCAAAUUGUGGCACCUGAAAAGCAGCUUGCCUCUUCAGCAGGAGGAGCGACUGCUGGGGACGCUGCCGAUAAGCCCCUGUUGGUGUUGCGCUAUACAGAGGGCAGAUGCGACAGGUAAUUUAACGUAAUAACAGGAAUUGGAGGCCCUCCAAGCAUCUUCUAACCCAGGGGUCAGCAACCUUUUUCAGCCAUGGGCCGGUCCACCGUCCCUCAGACCUUGUGGUGGGCCGGACUAUUUUUUUGGGGGGGGGGGAAUGAACCAAUUCCUAUGCCCCACAAAUAACCCAGAGAUGCAUUUUAAAUAAAAGCACACAUUCUACUCAUGUAUAAACACCCGGACUGUCUGUGGGCCGGAUUGAGAAGGCGAUUGGGCCGCAUCCAGCCCACGGGCCUUAGGUUGCCUACCCCUGUUCUAACCUGACGGCCACAGCGUGGGGGGCCGGGAAUCUAAAUGAAAUGGGAACCAACAAGGUGGAAGAGCCCUGCAGGUGGAGCAAAGUGUCUUUAGUUGUGAUUCUUACAUUGCAGAGGGUUGGACUAGGUGAACUUUGGGGUCCCUUCCACCUCUAUUAUGAGUCUAUAUGAAGUGGGAGAAAUGGAAGCACUAGCUUUCUCUUCCUCCGUGGAUUUGCCCAGUGCUCUUUUAAAGCCAUCCAAGUUGGUGGACAUCCCUGCCUCUUGUGGCAGGGAGUUCCGCAGUUUAAGGUCAAGCCUGGGUUUCUGUGUGCCUUGGAGUGCAACUCGGAGGGUUUGCAUGCAGUGGCCUUCAUAUUGCAAGCUCCAAGGAGGAUCCAGGGAGAAGGUUUGGCAGCUGCAGGAGCCUUUCAAAUUGCACCCCCCCGGCAUCCGUGGAACCGUCUCCCAUAACCUGCUCCAGUCCAAAGCGCCUCCUUGAGGGAAGGGCUGUGUUGAUGAGUGGUGCUGAGCACCUGUCUGGCAUGAAGGAGGAUGUCCCAGGUACAAUCCCCAAUGGCAGUGCUGCUAACAAGGCCAGGUAUUCUCCCCAAAGAGUCACUGCCUCAUUCCCGGGCAGGCAGCUUCCUAUGCUGGAACCUUCAGAGAGAAGUAGAGAAAAGUUAAGAGGCUUUUGGUGAGGAAAGAAAAGGAAAAAUAGCUUGAUGCCUGGAAAAGCAGGUAAAACCCAGCUGUUUUGGAGAAGAUAAACUACACCAUUCAUUGGUAGCAGAUGAUUGGUAGCACCAUCAUUGGUAGCCUCUCAUUAAGGAAUCCUGGGAACUGUAGUAUGUUAAGAAUCAUAGAAUGGUAGAGUUGGGACCCGAGGGUCAUCUAGUCCAACCCCCAAAGCACACACAAAUCAGACAUUUGUUCCCCACCCAGUGGUGCUUGCACUGGCUGGCAGCAGCUCUCCAGGUGGCAGCAGCUUUCCCCAGGCACUCCCUGCCACCAGCGACUGACCCUGGGACCCUCUGCAGGCGAAGCAGGUGCUUUGUCACGGAGCUGUGGUCCUUUCCUUUGAAACCCCACCUCUUGCAAGAGUCUAGUCCUCAGGGAUCUGGAGCAGAGAGGCGCAAUUUGGGCACAGGACGGCAUUUUUAGCAGGACCACCUCCUUCCGUCGAACUCUGCUGUUGCUGCCUUCAUGCCCGUUUCCCAGUUACGUAAGCAGCCUGGCCCCAGAGCCAAACGGCAGCCAGCUCCCAUUCUGGACGCUGAGUUUCCUGCUUGGACCCCUUCCAGCUCACUCCCCGUCUUGCCCUCCAGGUGUGAAGGGACUCCAGCCGCAGGGAAGGUGUCAAAAGAAAUGAAUGCUGGGCAAAUAGACCAGAGAGAGGGCUCCCUGGGCCAGAUGGGCCAAGCCUUGAUUUGGAGGACACUCCCACCCCCGACCCACUGCAAAAUCCUGACCUUUGGAUAGGAAGGUCCCAGGAGCGGAGAUUGGGGACUCUGGUCUCCCAGGUCUCAGUUUGAUGCCCCUAACCACUAGACCACACUCCUUGCAUGGCAGAAGCUGUGGCUUCUUCCUCACCCUCUGAGAUGGUCACCUGAAUCUUUCUGAAAGCACGACACCCCCACUUUGGGAAGCUUCUUCAGUGCUGAGCUACAGAGCAGAGAUGCUCACUUUUCCCACCUCCCCAAAUUGGCCCCCAGGAAUACUGGAAUCUGCCUCACACAGAGUCUGAUCAGGGGUCAGCAAACCUUUUCAGCAGAGGACCGGUCCACUGUCCCACAGACCUUGUGGAGGGCCGGACUAUAUUUUGGAGGGAAAAAAUGAAUGAAUUUCUAUGCCCCACAAAUAACCCAGAGUUGCAUUUUAAAUAAAAGGACACAUUCUACUCAUGUAAAAACACGCUGCUUCCCGGACUGUCCGUGGGCCGGAUUUAGAAGGUGAUUGGGCCGGAUCCAGCCCCCAGGCCUUAGUUUGCCUACCCAUGAUCUAGAUUAUAGAUUUGGGGAAUGUUAAAGGAAGGUGCGUCGUUCACACGGAGCAUCGCUGAACUGUGGAACUCCCUGCCACAGGAGGCAGUGAUGGCCAUCAGCUUGGAUGGCUUUAAAAGAGGAUUGGACAAAUUCAUAGAAGAGGAGAGGGCUGUUGAGGAUUGCUAGCCAGGGUGGCUCAGUUCUGCCUCCUGAAUACCAGUUGCUGGAAACUGCAGGAGCAGAGAGUGGCCUGGGGGUCUCCUAUUGGGGUAUCUGGUUGGCCACUGUGAGGACAGGAGGCUGGACUAGAUGGGCCACUGCCCUGAUCCAGCAGGCUCUGCUUAUGUUCUUAGGUACCAGUAUUGUCUGCACAGGCGGGCAGCAGCUCCCCAGGAUUUCAGCCAGGGGUCUCUCCCAGCCCUACCUGGAGAUGCCAUCAGGGACUGAACCUGGAGCCUCUGUGAAUGCUCUAGCACAGAUGUCUGGUUCAUCCCACUAGAAACACAGUAAGAUUCUAGUCCUCAUGGUUCUGGAUAAAUGGAUGGUUUCAAUAGGAACAUAGGAAACUGCUUAAGGCCAAAUCUGGCCAUUGGUCCAUCUACCUCAGCAUUGCCUACACUGACCGGCAGCGACUCCCUAGGCUUUCAGAUGAGAGAUUUCAGUAGUCCUGCUUGGAGAUGCUGUUGAGAGUUGAACCUGGGGCCUUCUGCAUGCCAGACAGGUGCUCUAGCAUAAAACUCUUAUUUACCCUCCUAAAGCUUUAAACAAGUCAGCCUGGAUAGCUCAGUUGGUUAGAGCGUGCUGCUGAAUAAUGCCAAGGUUGCAGGUUCGAUCCCCAUAAAGGACAGCUGCAUAUUCCUGCAUUGCAGGGGGUUGGACUAGAUGAUCCUUGGGAUCCCUUCCAACUCUAAGAUUCUUUGAUUCUAAGUUUCUGGUCCUCAUAUUUCUGGUUUAAACAGGAAUCUGCUUUAUCCCGAGUCAGAGCCACUGUUCUGUCUUGCUCAGUACUGUCUGAACUGAAUCUCCAGGGCAGGCAUAGGCAAACUCGACCCUCUGUUUUGGGACUACAACUCCCACCAUCCCUGACCACUAGUCCUGUUAGCUAGGGAUGAUAUGAUGGGAGUUGUAGUCCCAAAACAUCUGGAGGGCCGAGUUUGCCUAUGCCUGCUCCAGGGUUUCACACGAGCGCUCUCCCCAGUCCUACCUGGGGAGGCCAUCAGGGGUCGAACCUUCUGCAUGCAAGGCAGGUGUUCUGCAACUGGGCGAUGGGCCUCCUUAAAUCAAAGUCCUGCACGGUCUCUUUCAACCCACAAAGAAGGUGACGAGGGAGCGUGGGAGAGCUGUCUAUCAAUUUUUAAGCCUGAGAUGCUUUGACCCCUGACAGCUCUGCCGGGGUCAAGAGGGCAGUGGCAGAGGCUGAGCAGACAGAAGUUACACUUUAAGGGACCAGAGUUCACCUCUUUGCUCCGAGGAGACCAGAAGAGUCCGUGACUAUUUCCCCGCCAGCAGUGCCAGCAAUUGGCCCAGAACUUUCGUCCUUUAUUACCUUUAUUAUCCGCCCCAUCCCAACUCCAGUCCAGAUUCUGGUCCUUAUGGUUCUCAGUUAAGGUCUGAUUCAAAUAGGGACUGAGGAAGUGGCCUUAUUCCAAGCCAGACCCUUGGUCCACUCAGCUCAGUAUUGCAGACUCUGGCUGGCAGCAGCUCCCCAGGCUUUCAGGGAGAGAGUCUUUCUUCGCUGGCCCUACUUGGAGAUGCCACCGGGGACUGAACUUGGGACCUUCCGUACGCAAAGUUGGAGCUCUGCCACUGAGCAGUGGGCCUUUUCCUAGAACUAAAGUAAGAUUCUAGUCCUCAUGAGUUCAGAUAAAGGGCUGGUUUCAAGAGGAAGUACCUGGGGGUAUUGAAGGACCUUAGCUCGGUGUUAGAGCCCCUUGCAUACAGAAGAGCGAAGGUGAAAUAUCCUCAACAUGUCUAGUUUUUUUUAAAAAUAAUAACCCAAAGAGAUGGCUUCUGACUGAGACCCCAGAGAUGUGCUGCUAGCCCUAAAUUGUUGAUGAGCUGCAAUUUAGAAAAAGACAAUUAAAAAGGGAGCCAUGGUACAGGUUUACUUUACAAGAUGAGGUUCUUCCUGUGGCAGGGAGUUCCAAAGUUUAACGCCAUGCUGUGUGAAAAGAGUCCUUUCUUUUGUCGGUCCUGGAUCUCCCAGCAAGGGAGGUUUUCUUCUGCCUCUUGUCAUAGAGAAAAGAGAGACAGAUAAAACUUUAUUCGCGUUAGCCAAUGGCCAUAGCAACCGUAAAACAUUACAGUAUACGCAGAAAAGGAAAUUUGAUAUAAAAGCACAAUUUAAAGUCCUGAAUCAGCAGUCAGUUAGUGGCCCUUAUUCUGAUUGCCCCUGUCAUAGCGAAAAGCAAGUUUUGCGCAAGGCAGAGUAAACAGUCCCGUUUUAAAAGCAAACCCAGAACUGCUCAUUACUCAUCCACCACAGGCUGCAUCUGCCAAGGUGAUAAAGCAGCCAUAAAGCGGUGAUGGACCAUAAAUGAGGGUGUGUAAAUCAGCGAAAGUUGUUUCUGCCUUGAGCCAAUUAAACUCGCCAAACAAGAAGGCAAAAACAGCCAGGCAGUGCCUCCUAAACCACGUCCACGAGACACAAUUAAAAUCCACUUGCAAGCCUGCUUAAAUAUCACGGCCCUCAGCCAAGGAACGCCUCCGACCUUCUUUCCUAGAGGCAAAGUGGCCCCUCUCAGGAUAGGACCACCCACAAUAUCCUUUGGAGGGAGGGGGGAAAUCCAAUUCCGUUUCCAUUUACUGUAUCUGUGGCUGUUGCAUUUCAGGGGUUGGACUAGAUGACCGUUGGGGUCCCUCCCAACCCUACAAGUCUAUGAUUGUGUGAUUAUUGAUUGCAUUUAUAUCACAGCUUUUUCUCCAGGGAGCUUUAAGGUGACAUACACGGUACUUCCCCUCCUAAUAAUAAUAAUAAUAAUAAUAUAUUAUCUGUACCCCACCCAUCUGGCUAGGCUUCCCCAGACACUCUGGGCAGCUUCCAACAGAUUAAAAACACGAUAAAACGUCAAACAUUAAAAACGUCCCUGAACAGAGCUGCCUUCAGAUGUCUUCUAAAUGUCAGAUAGUUGUUGUUCUCUUUGACAUCUGGUGGGAGGGCAUUCCAUAGGGCGGGAGCCACCACCGAGAAGGCCCUCUGCCUGGUUCCCUGUAGCUUUGCUUCUUGCAGUGAGGGAACCGCCAGAAGGCCCUCGGAGCUGGCCCUCUGUGUCCGGGCAGAACGAUGGGCAUGGAGACGCUCCUUCAGGGAUACUGGGCCGUUUAGGGCCUUGUUUAAUCCUCACAACAGCCCUGUGAGGUAGGCUAGGCUGAAAGGCAGCGACUGAGCCCCAAGGCCCACCCAACAUGACAGAGCGGGAGGAUUUGAACCCUGGUCUCUCCCAGCUCCUAUUCCAACACUCUAACCACUGCACUACACUGCCUCUGGCUCCAGUGGAGUCAAAUUGCAAAAAAAAUGAACUUUCUAAUGGUGAGAGCUUUUCAGCAGUGAAACGGACUCCCUUGGAAAGUGGGGGUCUUGCUUUCCUUGGACAAUUUUUAACUGAGGACGACCAUCUGUCAAAGAUUCCUUAGCUGCAAUUUCUGCAUUUCAGCAGGUUAGACACUUCCAGACCUGCAAUUCUAUGAUUCUGUGGCUGUUUAGCCUCGACGGCAUUAGGCAUCGGCCAGCCCUCAGGGUUUUCUUCCAGCAAGAGACCCAUCUCGGGUGGCAACAGGGGAGGAGAAACACCAACCCUGCGGGACAGGCAGUGAACUCUUCUGCCCUUGGCAGCACGCUCAUGCCGCAGAAUGGGCAAUAAAACAGAGCAUUGUGCUGAAGUCAGCUGAGGAGGAGGAAAACAGAGAUUAAUGGGGAUGAUGUGGCUGAUAAGAGGCUGUUGGUUUCAGGAAGUUCUUCACCUGUCUCUCGCUCUGUUGCUACGCAGGAAGCAGGAUCCCGAGCCAAGGCAGAGAGCACAACAAUUUAGAGAAACAAAAGAGGCUUCAUGGUCCACAGCCCAAAGAAAGGGCUGGAUCUGUCUUGUUCCAGAGGUUUCAGAAUACCAGUUCCUAGAAACCGCAAGAGAGGAGAAUGUUGCUCUUGUGCUUGUGGAUUUCCCUUGGGGGCACCCGGUUGGCCACUGUAGGAACAGGAGGCUGGACUAGGUGGACCACUGACCUGAUCCAUCUAGGUUCUUCUUAAGGAGGUCCAUUGUGAUAGCAGAACCUCCAUGUCCAGUGGCAGUCUACCUCUGAAUACAAGAUAGUAACAUCUUGGAGGUCCUGGGCCUCAAGGAAAUUAGACUGGCCUCCAAUAGGAUCAAGGCCUUUUUGGCUGUGGCCCCGGCCUGGUGGAACACUUUGUCACAAGAGAGCAGGGCCCUGUGGGAUUUGGCAUCUUUCCGCAGGGCCUGCAAGAUGGAGCUAUUCCACCAGGCCUUUGGCCGGAGUCCAGUCUGACUCCCCCUCUCUCCUUAUAAGAACUUGGCAUGAAAGUGGCCCCCCAACCUUUCUCACAGGCUCAUAUGAGAUCAGUAUAAACAUUUAGGCCUGGUGAGCAUUUAAGGUCCUCAUUCCUAUUUUGCGGGUUGCCAUCUGAUUGGAUUUCACUUUGAUUCUGACUUGAUUUUAAGAUGUGUUUUAACUGAUGGCUUGAUUUUAUGGUAAUGUGUCGUAUAUUUGAUGUUAGCUGCUCUGAGCCCGGUUUUGGCUGGGAGGGCGUGGUAUCAAUAAAAUUUAUUAUUAUUAUUAUUAUUAUUAUUAUUAUUAUGAACAACAACUGGAGCAUACUGUUGCACUCGGAUGCUGCUUGUGGGCUUAUCUUUGGGGCACCUGAUUGGCCACUGUGAGAGCAGUGCUCUUAUUACAUUCUGAUGGAACCUCCAGGUCCAGAGAUAGUCUAUCUGGAUUAUUUGGAGGUAUUUGGCCACUGUGAGAACACGGUGCUGGGUUAGAUGGGCCCACCACCCUGAUCAUGAUGCUCAUAGAGACGAGAGGCCCAUCCUUCCUCGUCAAAAGAAACCAGAACAUGACCUGCAACAACAGGCAAGCAGCCUCGCCCACCUUUCCUCUCUACCGGGGUGGUGAAUCUCAGCCACGUGUGGGUAGCUGGCCAUUGGGGCUCACCCUAAGCCACCCCCCUUGCAAACAGGAACAUCAGAAGAACCAAGGAAUCGUAGGUGGAAGAGACCACGAGGGUCAUCUAGUCCAACCUCCUGAAAUGCAGGAAUCUUUGCCCAACGUGGUCGAACCCAUGACCCUAAGAUUAGGUGCCUCAUGCUCCACCCUCCAGGAACAGGCCAAUGGGAACUUAACCAGUCCAGCAUCCCGUCCUCACAGUGGCCACCUAAGUGCCCACAAGCAGGAUAUCCGGGCGCAAGAGCAACUCUCUCCUCCUGCAGUUUCCAGCAACUCGUGCUCAGAAGUGCUGCUGCCUCUGACCACCCAGGCCCCCCCACAGCCCCCUCCUGCCUGAAGGGCUCCAAUCUUCUUUCCAAGCCCCGCAAUCCUGCUCUACGCUCUCCCCGAGUGCUCCCCCUGCUUGCAAUGGUGAAUUCUUGAGCUUCUGUAAUAAUAACCUGGGUGGAGAAACAGAGGGAUGGGUUGUAUUGUUAAAGGAGAAAUCUGAGGACUCCCUUGGGCAAAAAACAAGGACACCAGCCAGGAAUACCAGAGCAAAACAGCAGCCAGUAGGCUUGGUCAUGAUUGAAGACUGUCGCGACAGGACUCCCACCUGCCACCAGGUGGAACAAGAUGGAAGCCCCCAACAAAAGAGCCCCCAAACUUGUAUUAGCUGCUAAUCCCCAUGUUAAAAGGGACUCCUGACCAUUAGGUCCAGUCGUGGCUGACUCUGGGGUUGCGGCGCUCAUCUCGCUUUACUGGCCGAGGGAGCCGGCGUACAGCUUCCGGGUCAUGUGGGCAGCAUGACUAAGCCACUUCUGGCAAACCAGAGCAGCCAAGUCCUACUAGGCUCUGUGGUUUAACCCACAGCACCACCCGCGUUCCUGAUCCCCAUGUUACACCCCCCCCCCAAACUACAUCACUCAUACAUCAUGGUUACAUCAUGAAAGGGGAGGUCUGGUGGCAGUACUCUGAGCAUCCUGGACCCUGCCCCAUGCUUUCCCUUGUCCUCCACCAAACACCCAUCAAGUGUAACAAAAGAGAUAUUUACAUUUCUCUGUUUCCCAGCCAAGUUCAUCACGCCCUUUUGUCUUCAUCUGGGUUUGUUAUUUCUGGAUUGGCUACCUGUCUGGCACUCAGGUAUCAGGAGGUCAGGGUUUAUCACUCAGGCAGAGGGGCUGCUGAGUAGCUGAGCUCACCUGUCUAUAUGAAUUUCCGAAGUUUUCCCAGUGAGCCAGUACAUAGAUGCAUUUAUCAGUGAAUUCUUACAUUUGGUAUCGUGCUGCAAAGGCCCUCUGAAUAGAUAGGAAGGAACUGUGAUGAAGUGUUUUGUGGGGAAAAAUCACAAAAGUCACAAAAGUGAUUGUGCUGGUUUUGGUAGUGGGCUGCAUGUACGUGAUAUCUGCUGGAGGGGCAACCCCCCCCCCCAACCUGUACAUAAAUUCCUGCAAUAGUAUGUAUAGAGACCUUGGACUUUUGCGUGGCUUGAAUGAGGGCAGGGAAUGCAGGAACGAGUCAGGCCAUCCAUUACUGUACCUGUGCUUGUCUGCAGCCCUACCCACCCCUGGCAUGCGGCCCCCGGAAAAUUCCCUGGGAAGGAAAGUGGACCUUGAGGCAAAAGUUUUCUUCCUCAUGCUCUGCGUUGUUGACACAAUCUCCAGCUACAAACCUUAAAAACAAAUUAUGCAGUGAAGCCUUUCGGGGGUGGGGGAGUGGAAUCUGAGGCACAGCUGAAAACAGAGACAGCUGGCGACUUCCUUCUCUCCGCCCACCCCCCUUCAAGCAGAGCAUGACAUCCUCAGGAAAGCCACACCCUCUCAUUUGCCAAGAAGGGGACUCACUCUACCUCGCAGGGUUGUUGUGAAUGUGGCACCCAAGAUAGAAAGGAAGUGUAAUAAACAAAAAUCUGCCCUUAUUCCCUUAUGGGGGACACAAGAGCCCUUAGAGAGUCCUUUGUAAGUUCUCCAUCGGUCGGAGAAAAUAAGAAGCCAACCAGAGAAUAUUGAGAAGCAAAGCAGCUCGUAAGCCUGAUCUUUAUUGAUCUGUUGCAACAGGGUGCUCCCCCCACACACAGGAAAGGAGGAGGACCCAGAACAAAGGUGUGCCUGCCCUUAUAUAGAUAUUUUAAAUUCCCUGCCCUGGAGCUCAAGACCACCCCUCCAUACAUCAUGCAUACAUCACAGAAGGGGUAUAACCCAAGACCACUCCCCAGAUACAUCAUACCUAAAUCACAGAAAAGGUGGUCUACAACAGAAAUCUGAGUGCACUGUUUAUCUCCUGUCUGGCAGAAAGAAAACCCUUCUCUUUAACCUUUCUCUUCUUUAACCCUUCUCUUUCUGUCUGGCAGAAAGAAAACCCUUCUCUUUAACCCCCACCCCCAAUUUCUGGGCCAUUUCAGGGACUCCCCAGUUAUUUAUUUUAACCAAAGCAGAGUUAGGUGCAGCAAGAUCACCAUCUGCAGGCCAAAUUGGCCACACACAUUUAUAAUCAGGGGGAAUAGCCAAGAAGCCCAGCUCUACACAUUUCAAGCAUUUGUAUUCGUAUUCAACUCCUCCCACAAGAAUCCUGGGAACUUUCACCCCCAAAGGUACUGGGAAUGGUAGCUCUGUGAGAGGUAAACUAUAGUUCCCAGGUUCCUUUGGGGGAAGUCUUAAAUAGAGUGUGCAUUGGUCACGCCCAGUGAGAGCUUCGCGGCUGAGUGGGGGAUUUGAACCCUGAUCUCCCAGGCCCUAGGCCAACACUCUAACCACUGUGCCAUCCUGGCUCUGCAAAGUAUCUUACUGUGCAAAAGCUCCUGCUCCUUCUUCUCUCCCAGACACGGAUACAGACAUUUGCAAAACUCCCUUCCCCUCCCCACUUUUUUUGGUAAAUCUUUUUUUUUUAAAGUUCAUUUUAUAUUGUAUAUAAAACAGAGAGAACGGUUAUGUCAACAGGUGAAAAGUAAAGGAUGAAAAACAAAAAGAUAAAACAGGGACAUAAAAUGAGCACAGUUGCACGCGGGUUAGAAUAACAAAGUCCAAGUAAAGAAUAUCAGUGUUAUCUGAUUAUCGAGUCAAGUUCCAGAUUUGCCAGGCUUGUGCCAACAGUUAUCUUGAAAAAGAUGGUCCCCUUGUGCAUGUCACAAAGAAAUGUCCUCACUGAAAUUGCAGUCUUUGCGUGAUUUUCUGCAUUAUCACUCUGUAAUGACCAGAUCCAGGUGCUGUUGGCAGAAAUUGAUUUUCUAGAUCAGUUUCAGUUGGGGUUUCAGCCUGGCUUUGGCAAAGGAACUGCCCGGGUCACCUUAUAUAAUGACCUCUGUCAGGACAAUCUUUGGCUAAAGGGUGAUAUAUAAAUCAGAUAAAUAAUAAUAAAUAGAGUCAUAGAAUUGUAGUGGUGGAAAUAAGAACAACAAUAUUCCCAAGUGAGUGCUACCAAAUGGUCAGUGUAAUAUUUUGGGCUGUUUUCCAUUGAGUUGCGAUGACGAUUUGUGCUGCCAAGAUCAUAUAUGAGACCAAUUCUUUUGACCGGUGCUUUUUUUCCUGGGGGGUACACAGUGGUAUGCAUACCCCUAAACAUUUUGUGAAUCUAAGUUUGGCCUCAUUGAGGGCCAGAAUUUCAAUAUGAGUAGGAAAAUGAGAGUACCGCUAAACAUUUUUCUUUUUUUAGAAAAAAAGCACUGCUUUUGACAAUGUGCCCCCAAAAUAUCCAGUAACAUUAAUUUUGGACCUUGGUUCCUUUGGUAACAUUUCUCAUUUCUGUCAAGAUUAAAUUCUGAGAAUCUUGCAGCAGCUUACAUCCCCGCCCCCUAUAGAUGGCAUGUACUGAGUUUAUUAGGGAUGCGGGUGGCGCUGUGGGUUAAACCACAGAGCCUAGGACUUGCCGAUCAGAAGGUCGGAGGUUCAAAUCCCCACGACGGGGUGAGCUCCCGUUGCUCGGUCCCUGCUCCUGCCAACGUAGCAGUUCGAAAGCACAUCAAAGGGCAAGUAGAUAAAUAGGUACUGCUCCAGCAGGAAGGUGAACGGUGUUUCCGUGCGCUGCUCUGGUUCGCCAGAAGCGGCUUCGUCAUGCUGGCCACAUGACCUGGAAGCUGUACGCCGGCUCCUUCGGCCAGUAAAGCGAGAUGAGCGCCGCAACCACAGAGUCGUCCGCGACUGGACCUAACAGUCAGGGGUCCCUUUACCUUUACCUUUUUACUGAGUUUAUUGCAAACCCCUCCAGCAAUGAGCUCAUGCAAAAUGGCCCUUCUCAUUUCUUCUGCCUCUCCCUUGCAGGAAGCGCAAUGUGGCUACACCAUCAUCCUGAUGGCGCUCUUCUGGUGCACAGAGGCUCUGCCGCUGGCCGUCACCGCUCUGCUGCCCGUCAUCCUCUUCCCGCUCAUGGGCAUCAUGGACUCCACCACGGUAAGGAGACGGCCGGACCAAAGAGGCUCUCGGUUUUGCAACUGGCCAGCCAUGCAGGGUUGACAUGACCUGGCGCCCUCUGUUUGCACCCGGACCACAACUCCCUUCAGUCCCAGCCCGGGGAGAACAAAGCAUGGCCCUCAAUAACCCCUCAGGGGCUGCAGCUUAGUGGGAGAGCGUCUGCUUGGCAUGUAGAGGGCCCGGGUUCAAGCCCUAAUGGUGUCCCCAGCUGAGACUGGGAGGGACCCCUGCCUAAAACCCCUGCCAGUCAGUGGACACAAAACUGAGCCAAGAUGAACCAAUGUUCUGACUCAGUCAGCUUCAAGUGUUUCUAUUUUAAUUAGGCCUUCAAGAGGACUAGAAUCUUAAUUUGUUUUCAGAAUAGCUGUAGCUCUGUGUCAGGACAACGGCUUUGCAUGCAUAACGCACGAUCCCUAGCGUCUCCAGAGGGGCUGGGAAGACCUCUUCCGAGCAACCCUGGAGAGCUGCUGCCAGUCCGAGUGGACAAUACUGAGCUAGAUGGACCACCGCAGUGAUUAAGCGUAAAGGCGGCUUCCUCUGUUCCUCUUUAAAUCAAACCUUCAGUUUAGAAAGCUGGUGUGACUUUUAAUCUGUUUUUAGUUUGCUGUUCUUUCACUUUUUGAAAGUGUUAAAUUAUUGUUGUUACUUCUUCUUAUUGUCUUAUUGUUUUUUGUAAACCAUUUUGAGAUUAGUUUGGUUUUCUUCAUUAUCAAGUGGCAUCUAAAUUUCAGUAUUUUUAUUAAUCAGUAAGUGGCCUGGAAACUCUGGUUCAGUGCUAAGAGGGCGAGAGAGAGGCUUAUAGCAGUGGACAGCAAACUUUUUCAUCAGGGGCCCGGCCCACUGUCCUUCAGACCUGGGGGGGGGGGACUAUAUUUUUUUGUGGGGGGGAAUGAAUGAAUCCCUAUGCCCCACAAAUAACCCAGAGAUGCAUUUUAAAUAAAAAGACACAUUCUACUCAUGUAAAAACACACUGAUUCCCAGACUGUCUGCAGGCCAGAUUUAGAAGGCGAUUGGGCCAGAUCGGGCCCCCGGGCCUUAGUUUGCCUACCCAUGGCUUAUAGCCUCUCCUGGCUGUCAAUGCCCCUACCCCCCCCCCCACUGCAAAUUGAAUCCCUGAUCUGGACCUUGUGCAGAGUAGAAAUGAGUGCUCUCCACCACAAGAAAAAGUUCCAAAAAGUUUUACUGCAAAACAGUCUUAAACUAGUUACAAAACAGAAAGUUGCAAAACGCAAAGUAACACAUUGCUCUAAACAAACUAGCAAUGGGGUCAGUCUUCUUUAAUUCAGUCCAGGAUCUAUCCUCUCUCUGGUCUCAGAGGGAGCUCCUAAACAACUUCCUUGUUCAACACUGCCGCUGCUGCUGGUGGUUCCAUCUCUUGCUGUGACGCCACUACUCAGCAUGCUCACCGAGCCUCUCCUUGCCGCAUUUACCUAGAGUGUAACCUCCUGCCUGAUGCAAAGCUCUCUGCAGAGCAUGUUAAAUACAACGCAUUCAAACAUAGGCUUUAUUAAACUUGUAUAUUUAACAUCCCCCUCCUUCAACCAGGUGUGCAUGGAGUACCUGAAGGACACCAACAUGCUCUUCAUUGGGGGGCUGCUGGUGGCCAUCGCGGUGGAGCACUGGAACCUGCACAAGCGCAUUGCCCUCCGCGUCCUCCUGCUCAUCGGGGUCCGGCCAGGCCUGUGAGUCAUGCUGCCUGAUGAAGUGUUUUGUGGGGACAAAUCACAAAAGUCACAAAAGUGAUUGUGCUGAUUUUGGUAGCGGGCUGCAUGUGCAUGAUAUCUGCUGGAGGGGCAACCCCCCCCCAACCUAUACAUAAAUUCCUGCAACAGACUCUAAUGGCUUUGUUCUGCUGAUGCACGGCCAAAGCUGGGGAGGGAGCCAUUUCUCCACAGCCCGACACUUAAGGGCCAUGGCAGGCGGCCCCUUGGCCUCCACCCUCCGGCAUCCCCAAGUAGGGCUGAGCUGCCCUGCCCUGGUGGCGAGAGGAGCUGAGUGCCAGCCUCCUGCCCACCCCGUCUCAGGCGCGGUCUCCAUCCAUGGCAAAUGUUGUUGUCAGGGCUGCCUCAAGUCUCAGCUCACAAAAGACCAACGCCUAUGUCUUCUUAUAUACAAAAGUGUUUAUUGCAGUUCAUUGUUUGCUUGACAUCCUAGGCGCGCAGCCCUACGUCUGCUACGCUUAGACCGCUGAAGUCCCCUCUGAAUCCGUCCCUCCCCUGCACCAGUUUAAGAGGCUUGCGCUGCUCCACCUCUUUCUCUCUUUCCUUUUCCGCAGGGUCCUUCUGCCCGCUGGGGUUUCGCCCCUCCUGGAUUCCUCUGACGCGGAAUCAGACUGCUCUUCCCCCCUCCUGCAGGCUUUGGGACCUGGCCCCUCCUCCGGGCUCCCUGUACUUCCGCGCGCCUCUACAUUUGAACUUGGGGCGCGCGCCCAACCUCUAACCUUCCUUUCAACAGCUACACUACUCCCUUCACUACUCCCCUCCCCUUCCGGGAGGAUGGCUUGCUCCGACCUCCCUCCUUUCUCUGCUGCCGGAGCCGCUUCCCCUGAUACACUGAAACCUCCACCCCCUUCGCUGCACUCUGGCGGGGAGGCUGGUCCUGACACCCAGCUGCCACUUUGGGAUGCCCCGCUGCCCCCCUGCUCCUGACACGUCCCUCCUGGGGCUCCCCUGGGCUUGACCACCGGCGCGCGCUUCUGGGAAUCCUCUGAUUCGCUGGAAAGACUCAUGGAAUCUCUUGAGUCAUUGUCAUCCUCUUCCUCGCUGUCCUGGGAUUCAUCCCCAUCGCUCUCCAUCUCCUGCCUACCCUGUGCCUCUCUCCCUGAACCCCUGACAGUUGUAAACAAAAAUUGCCCUUUUCCCUUAUGGGGUAUCCAAGAGCCCAUAUAGAGUCCUUACGUAGGUUCCCUAUUGGUAGGAGAAAAUAACAGAGGCCAACCAGAGAAUAUUGAGAAGCAAAGCAGCUAGUGAGCCUGAUCUUUAUGAAUCUGUUGCAACAGGGUGCUCCCCUCUCCCGCAGGAGAGAGGAGGAACCCAGAACAAUGGUGCGCAAGGCCUUAUAUAGACAUUUUAAAUUGCCCGCCCUGGAGCUCAAGACCACCCCUCCAUACAUCAUACCUACAUCACAGAAAGGGGUGUACCUCAAGACCACCCCCCAGAUACAUCACAGAAAGGGUGGUCUACAACAGAAAUCUGAGUGCAUUGUUUAUCUCCUGUCUGGCAGACCACCUGUUAAUGGCCACAUGAUUGGAUACCCUGGGGAGCCUGGCCAGUCUUUUGUAAUGAUAAAUACUUAGUUCAUGGGCCAGGUCACAGGCUCGCCCUAUUCAAACACAGACAUACCCUUAAGACAGGAUUUGUGAAGGAAAAGACAGUGGGGAGGCUUUUCCAUUUUCCUUUGACCUUGCAGAGAAAACAUUUGGUCAGUUUGGGACAGUUUGGGAAUAAAAAAUGGUUCCAGGUCGGUCUUCCUGUGCUGAUCUAUGUAUGUGCUUGGUUGGUACACUUAUGAACAUUUAACAUCUAUCUAAGACCUCAAAAUUCCUAUCACACAGGCUCCUGAUGGGCUUCAUGGGCGUCACCGCCUUCCUCUCCAUGUGGAUCAGCAACACGGCCACCACCGCCAUGAUGGUGCCCAUCGCCCAGGCUGUCCUGGAGCAGCUCCACAGAUCCGAGCUGGAGCGGCUGCAGGCCAAGGAGGCCGUGGCCAAGAAGGGGACCGUCAACGGAGGCUUUGAGCUGCAGGAGACCGUCCACCAGCAAGGUAGGUUCGGGUUCAGGACAGUCACUCAGCCCUCCUUCCUCUGAAGCCACCGGAAGAACGUCAGAGGAGCCCCGGAGAAGGAUCAGGCCAAAGGGGGAACAUCUAGGCCAGCAUCUGGCGCUCCCCAUUGUCUGGUAUUCAGCGGUAGACUGUUCCUGGGCAUGGAGGCUCUGCUAUUGCAAUGGAGAUCUGUAAGAAGAGCUGGAUUGGGCCAUAGGGGGCCUGUUUAGUCCAGCCUCCUCUUCUCACAGGGACCAACCAAAAGAGAAGCCCCAAGCAGAAUCUGAGCCCAAGACCCCCUCCUCACCUGUGGUUUCCAGCAAUUCGCAUCCGGAAGCAUUGAUGUUUAGGGAAGCUUUUAAUGUUUCAUAGACUAUUGUACAGUGGUCCCUCAGGUUACAUACGCUUCAGGUUACAGACUCCGCUAACCCAGAAAUAGUGCUUCAGGUUAAGAACUUCGCUUCAGGAUGAGAACAGAAAUCGUGCUCCAGUGGCGCGGCAGCAGCAGGAGGCCCCAUUAGCUAAAGUGGUGCUUCUGGUUAAGAACAGUUUCAGGUUAAGUACGGACCUCCGGAAUGAAUUAAGUACUUAACCCGAGGUACCACUGUAUUUUAAUAUUCUGUUGGGAGCUGCCCAGAGUGGCUGGGGAAACCCAGCCGGAUGGGUGGGGUAUAAAUAAAUUAUUAUUAUUAUUAUUAUUAUUAUUAUUAUUAUUAUUAUAUACCCUGCCCGUCUGGCUGGGUUGCUCCAGCCACUCUGGGUGGCUUCCAACACACACACACACACACACACACACACACACAAAAUCAAACAUUAAGAGUAACAAUCAGAUCCUAUAUAAAAAGUCACGAUAACUUUAAAAUAAACAACUUAUACCAAAUAAAGCAAUAUGCAUUAGAAUCCCAUACUAAACACUAAAAUUAAACAUCAGUAAGUAAUAAUUGCACCGUUUACACUUACCAAUUACAGUAAAAAAUUACUCAUCUAUCAUCGAUAAAAAUAGCACAAAAUCUCAAUACAUAAAAUACCACAAAUCAUACAAAACGAUGUAAAAGGGUUACCGGUAAAUGAAGAAACAAGGUCCUCACCCAGUGCUCCAACCACUAGGCUACCGCUGCCUCUCCCCCAACCUUGCUUGGGCCAGCCUUACUGCCCCUCACCAACCCCUCUCUCGCCUCCCGCAGUGAACGGACACGUCGUGACUGUGGAGAAGGAGAACGUGUCCCACGAGCAGCAGCAGCUGGAGAAGAAGCACCUGACCUUGUGCAAAGGAAUGAGCCUUGCGGUGUGUUACGCAGCCAGCAUUGGGGGAAUCGCCACCCUGACGGGGACCACGCCCAACCUGGUGAUGAAGGGGCAGAUGGACGAGUGAGUACCGAGUCAGGCUCUGGCCUUGGCCCUGGCCGAGGAUAGUCUGGCUUCCUUAGGGCCCGGGACCUAUAAACUAUGUUUGUUCAUGGACCUUAAGGUCCUCUGCGGGGCAGACCAGAACAUAGCUGUCAACCGUCCCUUAUUUGGCGGGGAAGUCCCUUAUCCCAGCGCUGUGUCCCGCUGCUGUCCCUUAUUGAUGAUGUCGCUUAAAUUUCCCGGGUUUCAAAGGAAGCAGCUCCUCUCCCUCCCUCCCUCCCUGCCGGCCAGCAAGGAGGGAGGCUCCAACUGUGUUGCUUGGAUGCGUUGCUCACCCAAUGAGGAGUCUAAGAACGACUGGGGGGUGGAGCUUGCAUGCCUUGUGCCAAUCAAAUCAGCCGCGUUGCCUGGGGACUCACCUUUGCUCAGCGCUUCCCAGCGGAGAGGUGCCGGUGGUUUCCCUUGCUGCAUCCCCUUUGCCGGGAUGCUGCGCUGUGGGAAUCACCGCUUGAGGCUUCGUUUGGCUGCUGGCUGGGCUUUCUGCCUUUGGCUCGGAGGGGCUCAGAUGUUGAACAUACCUGUGUUCAGAAAAUCCCUUAUUUUGGCUGCUGGUCCCUUAUUUUUGAGGCUGCUGGUCCCUUAUUUUCAAAUCUGUAAGUUGACAGCUAUGGACCAGGAGAGGCGGUCCUGCAGAUACGAGGGCCCUAAGCCACAAAGGGCUUUAAAGGUCAAGACCAGCACCUCUUGUGGUGAGGGGGUUCCUUCCGAUUCUAUGACCCCCAUUUGUUCUCUGCUUGAGCUACAACCAUAAGGAGAAGGAGAAGUCCCUGACUCAGAACCAGGGAUGGAUGAGAAUCUGUCCAUUUCAGCUUCUCGUUCUUCUUCACAUGGUUGUAUUGGUUUGGUUAAAGAGAGGUUGGAUAAUCGCCUGUCAGGGAAUCUUUAGCUGCGAUUCUUUCCAUGUAUAGAAUUGUUUUCUACACUGCCCCAUCACGAAGUACCAAAGCAGCGUGCAGUUUUAUUAACUGCGAUUCCUGCAUUGCAGGGAUUGGGCGAGAUCACCCAUGGGACUGUUCUAUUAUUCCUCCAUAUUUUGCGACGCGAUUCGGCAACCGAACAAAAUGCACCCACUGCGGGGAGGGGGGAAGUGUGCAAUAAUUAAAAUGCAUGGGCUUAACGACAUGCCUUGCAGACCCGCCUCCAAGCCAACGCCGCUCGCAUUUCACGGCUCCCCUUUCUCUUCGCCAGCCUCUUCCCCCACAACGGCAAUGUGGUCAACUUUGCCUCGUGGUUCAGCUUCGCCUUCCCCACCAUGGUGCUCCUGCUGAUCCUCUCCUGGGUCUGGCUGCUGCUGCUGUUCCUGGGCGUGGAGUAAGUUGAGACCCACGGGUGAUAAUGCGGUGGGAAGGUGGGUGGGAGACUCGUGCAGGUGUUAAUGGAGAAAUCUGAGGGCUCCCUUGGACAAAAAACAAGGACACCAGCCAGGAAUACCAGAGCAAAACAGCAGCCAGUAGGCUUGGUCUUGAUUGAAGACUGUCGCGACAGGACUCCCACCUGCCACCAGGUGGAACAAGCCCCAAACCGAAGAGCCCCCAAACUUUAUUAGCUGCUAAUCCACCCCCCCAAACUACAUCACGGUUACAUCAUGAAAGGGGAGGUUUGGUGGCAGGAAUCUGAGCAUCCUGGACCCUGCCCCAUGGUUCCCCUUGCCCUCCACCAAACACCCAUCAAGUGUAACAAAAGAGAUCUUUACAUUUCCCUGUUUCCCAGCCAAAUUAAUCCCAUCCUUUUGUCUUCAUCUGGGUUUGUUAUUUCUGGAAUGGCUACCUGUCUGGCACUCAGAUAUCAGGAUGCCAGGGAUUAUCACUCAGGCAGAGGGGCUGCUGAGUAGCUGAGCUCACAGGUCUAUAUGAAUUUAUGAAGUUUUCACAGUGAGCCGGUACAUAGAUACAUUUAUCAGUGAAUUCUUACAUUUGGUAUCGUGCCGCAAAGGCCCUUUGAAUAGAAAGGAAGGAACUGCGAUGAAGUGUUUUGUGGGGACAAAUCACAAAAGUCACAAAAGUGAUUGUGCUGAUUUUGGUAGUGGGCUGCAUGUGCAUGAUAUCUGCUGGAGGGGCAACCCCCCCCCCCAACCUAUACAUAAAUUCCUGCAACACAGGAGAGACCCACAUGGAAGAGGGUCACUCCUGUCUCUCCACCCAAGACCAGUAUGUAAAAAAGAAGGCAAAGUUCUAGUCCUUAUGCCUUAUGCAGAGUCAGACCAUGGGCCCAUUGACCUCAGGGCUGCCUGCACUGACUGGCAGCCGUGGCUUGCCAGGGUUUCAGGCUAGGGAGUCUCUCCCAGCCCUACGCAGAGAUGAUGUUGGGGGUUGAGCCUUCUGCAUGCAAUACAGGGGCUCUGUCCCUCAGCUACGGACUUUUGCAGUGCAGCUGGUGUAAGGCAAUUUCCUGUGAUCCUAAGUCGGGUUGGGGUAGGGGGUGAGUCCGAGGCCCCCAAGGAGCUGCUGCCAGCCAGAGCAGACAAUGCAAAGCUAAGUGAGCAAAGAGUCUGAGUGGGUCUAAGGGCCAUAUGUUUGGCCCAGUGACACCCACUCUGCCCAGCUGGCUAGGUCUUCUUUUAGGGACUAGUCACAAGGCAUUAUGCAAUCGAUACUCAAUGUUGGAGAGACAUUAAGCUCUGACAGCCAUACACCAGCUCAUGGCUAUCUAUCUAUCUCUAUCUAUCUAUCUAUCUAUCUAUCUAUCUAUCUAUCUAUCAUCUGUCAUCUAUCUAUCAUCUCAGUGCUCUCAUAAAAUUUAUACUCUGCUUGAUACCAAAAGAAAACCUCAAGAUUAACCUAAAACUUUCAAUAAGUGACUAAAAGCAGAUUAAAACUUGCAUCGGAUUUCUAAGCAUCUGGACAGGCUUCUAAAUGAAAUUGUCUUGAACAGGAACCGAGAAUGUACAGUGAAGACGUCUGCUGGAUAUCAAUAGGCAGGGAGUUCCAAAGUGCAGCCACACUAAAAGGGCAAUUUAUUUCAAAUGCGGAACAGGGAAUUAUGUGGCCCGAAUCACAACGCAGAUCAAAGCGGCCAAACGGGUGUACAUGGGUUCAGGUCAACUGGCAGGUCAACUGGCCCCAAGUUGUGAAAGGGGUUUGCACCCAAAUAGGAACACCUUGAACUUGGUCCGUGAUGAGCAGCCUGUGCAGAUCUCAAAUCUCACUGCCAUCAGCAAUUAUGCUGCAGCAUCCAGCACUAAUUGCAGCUUCCGGAUCGAGCUCGAGGAGAGUCCCACAUGGAGCACAUUGCAGCAAUCCAAUGACUGUGGCAAUUUUUUUGUGGCCGGAGCUGCGCUUGGUCAAAGGCACUUCUGGCCGCAGAGGCUCCCCAAGUCUCUAGGGACGGAGCUGGACCCAGAAGCAGGGAACGGCCCCUCUUAAAUGGGUUUUGUCCCCCAGGGGAACCACAGCCUGCCCCCAUCUUAUUUCUCUCUGCGAUUCCAGCUUCCGGAAGAACUUUGGGUGCGGCACCAACGAUUCAGAGAAGGCAGGCUCUCAGAUGGCUUACCGCAUCAUCAAGAACCAGCACCAGGCGCUGGGGCCCAUGAAGUUCUCCGAAAUCACCGUCCUGGUCCUCUUCAUCAUCCUGGUGCUGCUCUGGUUCACCCGGGAGCCGGGUUUCAUGCCGGGAUGGGCGAGUGCCGCCUUCACCUGGGAUGGGAAGAGGUGAGAGAGGGGCACACCUUCCCUGCUCCUUCCUGCCCUGGCCUAGAAAGGUCCUGCCUGCUUGUGGGUUUCCCCUGGGGGCACCUGGUUGGCCACAGUGAGAGCAGGAAAGUGGGCUAGAGGGGGUCGUUUUGCAGCUAGGCUCUUUUUAUAGAACCUCCAGCUCCAGAGGCAGUCUAUCUGGUCCCCCAGGUUCUAUGGGGCAUUUGACCGCUGUGAGAGUAGAAGGCUGGGCUAGAUGGGCUCCCUCUGGCCCGACUCGGCCUCAGCCAGACUCGUCUUCUGAUCCUCGCCUGCGAUGCCCAUCCUUUCCCUGCAGCUAUGCCACCGAUGCCACGGUCGUCAUCUUCAUUUCGAUGCUGCUGUUCCUCAUCCCCUCGGAGGUGCCCAGAUGCGGCUUCCGGGGCCGCACCCCACCAGGAGGUGAGCAAUGCUGCCCCCAUGCUGCCCCCCUAACCUGCAAGUGGUUCACAGAAUUGCAGAGGUGGGAGGUACCCCCCCAAAGGCCAUCUAGUCCAGUCCCAGGGGCUCACAGACCCUUUGCAUUGCAGGGCAGAUCCGGGUGACCCCGGCCCUCCUGGACUGGCCAACCGUUAAUCAGAAGAUGCCCUGGAACAUCGUCAUCCUCUUGGGAGGAGGCUUUGCCUUGGCCAAAGGCAGUGAGGUGAUCCCCCUUGGGCUGCUGCUAUUAUUGUUGUUGUUGUUUAGUCGGUUAGUCGUGUCCGCCUCUUCCUGACCCCCUGGACCAGAGCACGCCAGGCCCUCCUGUCUUCCACUGCCUCCCGCAGUUUGGUCAGACUCAUGCUGGUAGCUUUGAGAACACUGUCCCACCAUCUCGUCCUCCGUCGUCCCCUUCUCCUUGCGCCCUCCAUCUUUCCCAACAUCAGGGUCUUUUCCAGUGAGUCUUCUCUUCUCAUGAGGUGGCCAAAGUCUUGGAGCCUCAGCUUCACAAUCUGUUGUUGUUGUUGUGGUGGUUGUUGUUGCUUUUUUCUGGGGAGACGCAGGGGUACACAUACCCCUAAACAUUUUGUCCGUUUAUUGUACAGUGAUACCUUGGUUUACAACCAUAAUCUGUUCCGGAGGUCCAGUUGUAAACCAAAACAGGUUGUAACCCAAGGCUUGCUUUCGCCAAUAGGGCCUCCCAAAAAAUUUGUUGUAAUAAUAAUUUUAAAAAGUUGCAAUAAUAAAAAAGGGACACACACUUCAGGGUUUGACGUGGUUGUAAUCCAAAAUGGUUGCAAACCAAGGUACCACUGUAUUUAUUUUUCCCGAUUUGAACUAUAAAAUGGUGAUUUUCUUGAGUCAAAAUGAGAGUACCCCUAAACAUUUUUAAAGAGAAAAAGCACUGAUGAUGGUAGUGGUUUUUUCUCCUCCCCCCUCACUUAAUCUCCUGAACACCCAGUGAGGCAGGUUAGGCUGAGCGGGAGAGGGACUCAGUGAGCUUUAUAUCCAAGUGGGGGAUUUGCACCCUGAUCUCUCCCUGGUUUCUAGUCUGAUGCUCUAACCACUACACCGCCACCGCCUCUCACUUUCCCACGAGGUCCCACCGAGAUGGGUGAGUGACCUGACUCAGAUCAACAUCAGCAAUGACUCAUCCAAAGCACUAGGGGGCGCCCAAGCAGCGCUGAACUGGCACAAGCUGCCAUUCAAGGGAUGAAUGACGUGGCUGCUCUAUUAUCCCCUGGGAAGCUCAGCUGCAACAAUAUUAUUUGAGGAGCCCACCCUGUACUUGGGGCUGCAGGUUGCUCUGAAGUCUUUUUCAUGCUGCGGGUUUUUUUAAUUACUGCAAGACACUGCAGAACCUUAUCGUGAUGGGUGGUUAAGAAAUAAGAAUAAGAAAUAAAAAUCAUAGAACAGGAGAGUUGGAAGGGAUCUCCAGGGUCUUCUUGUUGUUUAGUUGUUUAGUCGUGUGCGCCUCUUCAUGACCCCCUGGACCAGAGCAUGCCAGGCACUCCUGUCUUCCACUGCCUCCCUCAUGCUGGUAGCUUCGAGAACACUGUCCCACCAUCUCGUCCUCUGUCGCCGCCUUCUCCUUGCACCCUCCAUCUUUCCCAACAUCAGGGUCUUUUCCAGGGAGUCUUCUCUUCUCAUGAGGUGGCCAAAGUCUUGGAGCCUCAGCUUCAGGAUCUGUCCUUCCAGUGAGCACUCAGGGCUGAUUUCCUUCAGAAUGGAGAGGUUGGAUCUUCUUGCCGUCCAUGGGACUCUCCAGAGUCUCCUCCAGCACCAGAAUUCAAAGGCAUCAAUUUUUUGGCAACCAGCCUUUUUUAUGGUCCAGCUCUCACUUCCAUACAUCACUACUGGGUCUAGUCCUCCAGGGUCUAGUCCUGCCCAUACAGGAAUCUCAGCUGAAGUCGGGGAGCCGCGCUUGUGUGAGAAGCCAGGAUCUGUGCCCCUCUGUCUGGUCCUCCAUCAAUGACCCCCCCUUGUCCUUUUCCCUUCCAGGCGUCUGGUCUGUCCAAAUGGCUGGGGAGCAAGCUGACCCCCCUGGAGACCAUCCCUCACCCGGCCAUCGCCUUUGUGCUCUGUCUGCUGGUUGCCCUCUUCACCGAGUGCACCAGCAACGUGGCCACCACCACGCUCUUCUUGCCCAUCCUGGCUUCCAUGGUAAGCGUGGCAAAAAGGAAGGGCUCAUUUGCGCAGCAAAAAGGGGUUAACCUGCGGAACUCCCUCCCACUUGGAGGGGUUCCAAAGAGGGUUGGAGACAUUCGCAGAGGAGGAGAGAACUAUGGGUGGCCACAGGGGCUGCGCUGUCCCUCAAUGCUUCUGAAUGCCAGUGGCUAGAGACCACAAGAGGGAAGAAUUGCUCGGAUCCUGCUUGUGGGUUUCCCAUUGGGGCAUCUGCUCGGCCCCUGUGAGGACAGGAGGCUGGACUAGAUGGGUCCUUUAGGGCCUGAUCCAGUCCUUCUUACGGAAGUCUCUUGUGAUAGCAGAACCUCCAUGCCCAGGGACAGUCUACCUCUGAAUCUCAGACAAUGGGGAAUGACAGCUGGAGAGUUCCUGCUGCUUGUGGGCUUCUUGGGCCCCCUUUGGCCUGAUCCAUGCCCCCCAUCUCCUCCUGCCUUUUGUUGCCCCCAGGCUCAGGCCAUCUGCCUCAACCCCCUCUACGUGAUGUUGCCUUGCACCCUCUCCGCCUCGCUGGCCUUCAUGCUCCCGGUGGCCACCCCUCCCAACGCCAUCGUCUUCUCCUACGGGCAGCUGCACGUCAUCGACAUGGUGAGUGAGUGUCACGCCGUUGUAAUAGUAAUAAUAAUAAUAAUAAAUUAUUUAUACCCCGCCCUCCCCAGCCAAGACUGGGCUCAGGGCAGCUAACACCAGAUAUAAAACAAAUUGAUUGAAAUACAACUUAAAAACGAGAUUAAAAGACAACAUUCAAACAUUAAAAUGCAGCCUCAUUUCAGUAGAAACUCAAAUCAAAAACUUUUUGGGGGAUUAAAAACGUCAUGUCUUCACCAAGGCUAACUAUCCAGACUGGUCCUACAUGGACCAGAAAAAGCCAGGGAAGUCCCCAAAUAGGAGUUCCAUCACAGAAGGAGAAAGGGGAAGAGGAUCAAGUUGAUUCCAAGCCAAAGGCCAGGCGGAACAACUCUGUCUUACAGGCCUGCGGAAAGAAAUCAGAUCCCGCAGGGCCCUGGUCUCAUGAGACAGAGCGUUCCACCAGGCCGGAGCCAGUGUUGAAAAGGCCCUGGCUCUGGUUGAGGCUAAUCUGACUUCCUUAGGGCGCGGGACCUCUAGGGUGUUGCUAUUUAUGGACCUUAAGGUCCUCCGCGGGGCAGACCCGGGAGAGGCAGUCCCAUAGGUAUGAGGGUCCUAGGCCGUGUAGGGUUGGAAGGGACCCUCUGGGGUCAUCUAGUCCAGCCCCCGCAAAGCCAGUGUCGUCACCUUGGGCUCUGCUUCCCUGGGCAGGGGAUGGCAGAGAGAGAUGGGUGGCUGUCAAGUCCAGCACCCCCCAGUGGUCCCUCCUGCAGUGGCCCCCGAUUGCCUAUUCGGACUGGUGGGGAGGACGGCAGAGGCCAACAGUGGGCGGAGCCAAGGCCAACGAGAGGCGGAGCCAACUCAUUCCAGCUUUGCCCCCCAUCCUCCUGCAAAGAGGAAGGUGGAGGAAGUACAGUGAUAUCUCAAGGCACAUCUAGGAUGGCUGCUCUUUCUUGGGGCAAGGGGGAUAGAGCCCCUGCUUGGCAUGCAGAAGGUCCGUGCUUCAGGAGCAGGUUCAGAAGGCCCCUUUCCUGAAACCCUGACGAGCUGCUGCCAGUCAGUGCAGGCAGAACUGAGCUGGAAUCUGCCUGCCUCGCUCCACGGCCUCUUCUGGUAUCCUGAUCUCCUUUCUUUGCGUCCUCAGGUCAAAGCCGGCUGCAUGCUGAACUUACUGGGGGUCUUGACCAUCACCCUGGCCAUCAACACCUGGGGCUUCCCCAUCUUUGACCUCCACAAUUUCCCAAGCUGGGCAAACGGCACCGCAGGUCAAUGCUGAGCCCGCGGGAGCGACUCUCUCGCAAACGCGCUUCGGAUCCUCGAGCGGCAACUCCUACGCUCCGCCGAGGGGCCGGCUUGCUUGGGGGGCCGUGGAGGCGCAAACGCAGCCUUCCCAAGCUGGUAGCGGCUGUGGACGGGGCUCCCCUCCCUCCCUCGCUGGGAUUUCUUCUGCCCCGGUUUUAGCACCCAUGUGGAGCUUAGCAGUGGGGCACCUCACCUCACAGACCCAGCGUUGUGGGGCAGGAAAGAAAUGGCCCCCUCCCAGAUCUCCACCCAGCACCAUCUUCCCUGGGCAACACACCACAGGAUCAUAAAGUUAGGAGGGGUACAUCCAGAGGCCAUCUAGUCCAGCCCCCUGCAAUGCAGGAAUCGCUCCUCAAGAAUCCCUGGCAGGCGCCCGUCCAACUUCUGUUUAAAAGCCUCCAGAGAAGGAGAGUCUGCUCCCUCCUGAGGUCAUGGAAUUGUUGAGGAGGGAGGUCCCCCCAAAGGUCAUUUAGUCCAACCCCUGCGAUGCAGGAUCGUUUCAUCAGACGCAGAGCGCCGGCGUGUUUUUCUGCCGCUGGUCUUUUUUACAGGUUGCUGCUGAGUAGUUCUGUGUGAGCCACAACAGCGGGCAGGCAGAGCCAAGACCCCCCCACCUCCUUGUGACCCCCACCAGCCGCUGGGCACUGUGGGCACCGUACCCCCUUGGUGCCUCCCAUCUUCCAAGGAGGUGGGGGCUUCCAGGCCCCCAGGAAACACACAACAGCUCUUUUGUGCAAUAAAGAAAGUGUGGGCCAAAACUGUA